AUGAAGUUACUGGACGAGCGAAUCUGGUCGCUGUUUAAGCAUCACUGGCAAUACACUCUCACCUACUGGAGUGUGUUCUUUAGCUUCGGCCUGUGCAUCGCCUUCCUGGGACCCACCGUGCUGGACCUGAGGUGUCAGACCCAGUCCACCCUGCAGCAGAUCACCUGGGUCUUCUUCUCGCAGCAGUUCUGCCUGCUGGUGGGCAGCAGCCUGGGAGGACUCUUCAAGAAAACGCUCCUGUCCUCCCUGUACACCCUCUUCUCCUGCACUCUCAUCAUCUCACUUGUGUUUUCCAUCAUACCGUUAUGUGACAACGUGGUACUGCUGUCUGUCACCAUGGCGAUUGCUGGCUUAGCCAUGGGGGUGAUUGACACCAUUGCCAACCUGCAGCUGGUGAAGCUGUACCAGAAGGACUCUGCUAUCUUCCUGCAGGCCUUGCAUUUCUUCAUAGGCCUGGGAGCACUGGUCAGUCCCCUGGUGGCUGAUCCUUUUCUGGCAGAGGACUGCUGUGUCAAGGGUGCCAACUGGACUGCCAACUCAACCGCUUCCUCAGACCUACAGCACCUCCGCAGCAGCUUGGCCAGGCACGGAGAAGUGAUAGGCAACAUCUCCCAAUAUCCUCUACACACCGAGGGUGUAGUUAUGACCAGGGUGUCAUACGCUUUCUGGAUCAUGGCUCUUAUCAAUAUCCCAGUGCCUGUAGCAGUGCUCGCUUUGAUGUACCAUGACAGACUGCUGCCUUGCUCCAGCACCAGUCCACAUCUGCUCGACAGAGACUCUCUGUCCAGCACAGGCCCCACUGGGGACAGUGGUCAAGGUGAUGGGAGUUUGUUUGCUUGCUGUAACCCUGCCAAACUCCGGGGUCGCCCGGCUACUUUCUUCAUUCUCCACGCUCUGGGUGGGGCCAUCGUCUUCCUCUCUGAUGGGAUUAUAGGCUCUUAUGCUGGCUUCGUCUACACCUACGCAGUGUCCCCUCCUCUGCUGAUGGGUCAUAAGACCGCAGGGUGUCUGGACAGUAUAUUCUGGGCCUCCAUCACAGUAGGAAGACUGACUUUCAUCUACCUUUCCUACAGAUACACAGCACCGAGGCUGCUCAUCUUCAGUCUGGUGGGGAUCAUACUGGUGCAGUGCCUGUUGUUGAUCUUCUACACCAGCUGUGUUUUUCUCUUUAUUGGUACAUGCGUGUUGGGACUGUGCAUCAGCAGUGUGUUCCCAUCGAUGUUGGCCUUUACAGAGGACAUACUAGACUACAAAGGUUGUGCCACAACUGUCCUGGUGACCAGUGCCAGCUCAGGAGAGAUGAUGCUGCAGCUGCUCGUUGGAUCGGUGAUCCACAGUCAGGGAAGUUACUCUUUCCUGUUGUGUUGUACAGUAGCAUCAUUCAUUGGCUUCUGCCUGUUCCUGCUGCUCCUCUAUGUCCAGCAUUGCCACAGAAGCUGCAGCACAGAUCCGUCUCAAAACACAGACAUGAAAGAGCUGCCACAGCCAGAAGGCUCGUGA
This is a messenger RNA of Cottoperca gobio, 1500 nucleotides long. It is a transcript of the gene slc60a1a, whose product is annotated as major facilitator superfamily domain containing 4Aa. The transcript has 10 exons. The record is from RefSeq and is a predicted model, not a curated record. Gene Ontology annotation, molecular function: D-glucose transmembrane transporter activity. Bases 1 to 1500 code for a protein of 499 amino acids. Lineage: Eukaryota; Metazoa; Chordata; Actinopteri; Perciformes; Bovichtidae.